Molecule: messenger RNA, 6704 nt
Organism: Rattus norvegicus (Norway rat)
Lineage: Eukaryota; Metazoa; Chordata; Mammalia; Rodentia; Muridae
Source: RefSeq, a predicted model, not a curated record
UUGAGUUAGAAUUUUUGUUUUAUUUAUAUUUGUAAAAAAAGAAAGGAAAGAACAGAAAAAAAAUGACAAAAAAAAUCCCCCCACAAGAAAACAGCCAUCUAAAACACAACCAAGCAAACCUUUGCCUUCACUUUAUCUUUGCUUCUGGUUCUGGCUAUUGUUUUAAAAAAGUAAUAAAAAGUCUAGGUUUGCUUUCAGACUCCGAGUAUGUGGGGGGGCUGCAGAACUCUGAUUGAUCAUGUGUCCAUGUCUUGGUAAGGUUGUUCUGUGUUGUCUUAAAAUCACGCCUCAGACCCGGAAUGCUUUUGAGGAGGGUGCUUUGCAAGGCCUCUGACCUCAGAGGAUGUGUUUGUGCCACAUUCUGUUCUGCUGUCUAUCUGGGUCCCUGAUCGAGUCCACGAAAAAGAUCUGGUUGAAUAUCAUCAGACUCGGCUAAUGUGUUUGUUCCAGGUUCUGCACUUUUUUUUUUCUUUAAAUCAUAGCCAUAUGGUAAAUUUUCUAUUUUGUUCCCGUUCUCAUUUACUGAUGAACAUGCAGUAGGUGUUUCUUGGAAAAGGCCAACUUUUAUUAAAAUACUUCUGCAAGAAAACUUAAAAACCCAAAAAGCAAAAAGAAAAUUUAAAGUCUUUUGCACAAUAAAUAUAUGUAUAUAGAGUUGGUAUUUUCUUUGUCUGGUGUAAGGAAGUAUAAUAUUUUAUAAAAUUUUAGAGUCUGUUUUCUUAAUUCAAUUAAGGCGCUGCCUGUCUACUUACUAAUCUGUUUUGUUGUCCAUUGCUCUGCUUUGCUAAACUGAAAAUUACUGAGAUCAAGAAGGCACUGUGUGCCUGCCUGGUGGGCACUGCAGCUUCGCUGAGAUGUCCAUCUCACGACAACCUGGCGAGUCAUUUCUCACUGUACACUUACACAUAUUUGCACUCCCUGUUCAAGAGCAAAGCUCCUCUUCCUUACAUUUAUCCUCCCUGACUUUCAAAACAUUCCCAUAAGCCAGGAAAUUUAGCUCCCCGGGCCUACCCAAAAAGCUGUUUACCACAACCAAGUGAUGCCUUUCUCUCUAUCAUCUAGUAACUGUUACGCUGUUUUAUUCUAGGAUAAAAUGGAUAUUGGGGGGGGGGGGCUAUAUGAUGGAGUAAUAGCAGUUAAUUAAAUGGCCUCUGCUCUCUCAGUAACUCAGGCCAUUCCUUCACAGUGGUGCCAUGGCCAACAUAUUUUGAUACUUUAUGGUUGAGACUGUGUUACUGGGUCACGUGAACCAGAGUUUCUUGAAAAGAGCUACUGUUGAAGAUCUUGUAGUCCGGCUGAUUAGAACGCUGUGUUUAUGGGGACUUGGAAUGUUGGUGACCCAGGGCCAGAACGACCUUAAGAUAACUUAGUUCCCAUAUAGCCAUUCACCACCCUCCUCUGUAUAUCUGACCUGCCUCUCUUUUGGCUAUCAGGUAACAGCUUCUGUAUGUAAUAACAAGGUAGGUAACUACUUUUCACCAACCCAAAUGAAAAAUGUCAUCACAUAGCACAUGACGCCUCAGCAGACAUUUUUCCUGAACACUGUAGCGACAUACUUCAUCAAGGGAUGAUUUUUUGUAAAUGCUUUCACUGGUUUUGCUCUAAAGUUGUAACAGUUCAUGUGGCUUCUUGUGCAGUGGAACAUGUCUUUCAGGGAAACACAUACCCAGGUUUCCAGCCAUGGUUACUCAUAUUUAGUUUAGAUAAAACAAAACAAAAACAAUAACACCUCUUAUUCCCUUUGGGGCAAGACCUGUUUUGCUUAGCAAGUUAGCAUCUGGAGUGUACAAUAAACUCCACACAGCAGUAGUGGUAUAAAACACUGAAUUAUCAAUAGCCCUUAUCAACAGUUCUGGGAUGGGUAUCGGAAUUAAGAUAAGUAAAGUUACUAAUACAGUUCUGAACCUCCCUCAUCCAACCUCACCAAAGCUAAGUAGUAUAGUUUCUCUGUUUGGAUCAAGUGCCUAGCCAGAAAAAACAAAAAACAAAAACACUCCCCAAAACAAAAAAACCAAAACUCAAAAACAACAAAUAAAACAAAACACUGACUUGUAUAGACUUCCCUUCUCAGACAAGACCUGCAUCAUUUUCAUUGACCCCUAAACCCUAAAAUAUGUAUUUUAGGUUUACUUGUUGUCUCAAUUGCAGUUUCUAUAAAAGCCAACGAAGUUUUGAAUUGGACACUUAGAAUACUUACAAAUUUAGAAAUUAUGAGUGAAGUAUUAUGCUAUAACUUGUGAUGAAGACACACUUUGCUGCUCUGGAAACUAGAAAGAGUCAAGAUUGAAUUCAAAUCAAGUAUUUAAAAUAUUUUACAGGUGAAGCCUAGCUGAGGUUGCUAAGCAACCUGACAGCCUCCCAAGCAGGGACCAACUCACCUCCCACACUUGACCAUCUCUCCCCAGUAGUGGGACGCGGAGUCGCCAUUGGUCCCUAGCUCCUCUCACUGACCUUCAAUUGGUCGGAGAACCUCUCACUCCGCUCCCGUUGGCUCUCGCCGUCUCUCGCCGUCCCGUCAUUGGCAGGCUUGUUCUCGGGCCACCCUACGUCACCGUCUCACCCCACUUCCCAGGUCCUCCGACUUUGUUCCCACCCCUUCCCCCGCCCUUCCAGCAGCGAGGGAAAACCCUAGCGAGUCACCGCCCCUCAUUUUCCUCCCAUUGGCAGAGAGUGGGUCGAGGGGCGGGCACUGCCGAGCGACUCUGAGUCCGGUGAUUGGCUGAGAUAGCUGCUGUCCUGCCCUCUGUCCCCUCCCGGCAUUGCCGGAGUCGGGUGGGUCGGUGGCUAUAAAGCUGCUGAGGGCGGGAGGCACAGUCUACUGUCCUCCGUCCUUUGCUCCGUUCUACUCCCAGGGUCCGAUCGCGUUUGGGUGAGUGUCCCGCGCGGGGCCAGCCAGCCGACCGCCGAGACCGCGGGCGGCGUGUGCUGGGAAGAGGCAGUGUCCUUGACUAGGCCGGAAGGCACUGCGCUCUGGUCAGGGCUAUGGCGUGGACCGGGUCCUGGAGGAUAGGGCUCAGGGAGCGGGUUUGUGCGGGAGCUAGAGGGCUUGGGGACCCCGGUCCGCUGAGAGGCGGAGGAGGGGACCCGGGCUCCACUGUAGGCAGGCGGGACUCAGAGAGAAGGCAAAGGGCGUUGAGAGCCUGGUGUUCUGAUGACAUAGUCAGAAGUCGGAGUCGCCUUAGAGGUGCCUGUGACCACCGAAGUGGGGGCGUCAGCAGGGGAUGAGAAUGGAGCUGGGCUGUCAGAGCUUUCCUCGGGUUAAUUAAUCGUAGACCCCAAAGGGAUGGGGAAGCUCAGGUUCAGAGGGAGGGUUGUAGGUCGGCAGGGGGUGUGUCCUGCCUCCAUUUACAGCAUUGAUGAGAGGAAGUGGGCAGUGUUACUUUUCCCCAAUUCAGGUGCAAGAAAUCACAAUUGUGAUUUAGGCCUAGCCAAGGAUUGAUGGUCUGGACACCUUUGUGCCUGAAGGAGGAACCGGUGACAGACCUGGAGACUACAGUUCUCUGUCCUUCACACAGCUCUUUCACCAUGCCUGGGUCACUUCCUUUGAAUGCAGAGGCUUGCUGGCCAAAAGAUGUGGGAAUCGUUGCCCUUGAAAUCUACUUUCCUUCUCAGUAUGUUGAUCAAGCUGAGUUGGAAAAAUACGAUGGUGUAGAUGCUGGAAAGUAUACCAUUGGCCUGGGCCAGGCCAGGAUGGGCUUCUGCACGGAUCGCGAAGACAUCAACUCUCUCUGCCUGACUGUGGUUCAGAAACUGAUGGAGAGAAAUAGCCUUUCCUAUGACUGCAUUGGGCGGCUGGAAGUCGGGACAGAGACAAUCAUCGACAAAUCAAAAUCCGUGAAGUCUAAUUUGAUGCAGCUGUUUGAGGAGUCUGGGAAUACAGAUAUAGAAGGAAUAGAUACAACUAAUGCAUGCUAUGGGGGCACAGCCGCAGUCUUCAAUGCUGUGAACUGGAUCGAAUCCAGCUCUUGGGAUGGACGAUACGCUUUGGUAGUUGCAGGAGACAUCGCUAUAUAUGCCUCAGGAAACGCCAGGCCUACAGGUGGAGUUGGAGCUGUGGCUCUGCUAAUUGGGCCAAAUGCUCCUGUAAUUUUUGACCGAGGGCUUCGUGGGACACACAUGCAGCAUGCCUACGACUUUUACAAGCCUGACAUGCUCUCUGAAUACCCUGUGGUAGAUGGAAAACUCUCCAUACAGUGCUACCUCAGCGCAUUGGACCGCUGCUAUUCUGUCUACCGCAAAAAGAUCCGGGCCCAGUGGCAGAAAGAGGGAAAGGAUAAAGAUUUUACCCUGAAUGAUUUUGGCUUCAUGAUCUUUCACUCGCCAUACUGUAAACUGGUGCAGAAAUCUCUAGCUAGGAUGUUCCUGAAUGACUUUCUUAACGAUCAAAACAGAGACAAAAACAGUAUUUACAGUGGGCUGGAAGCCUUUGGGGAUGUGAAAUUAGAAGAUACUUACUUCGACAGAGAUGUGGAAAAGGCAUUUAUGAAGGCUAGUGCUGAGCUAUUCAACCAGAAAACAAAGGCAUCUUUGCUUGUAUCGAAUCAAAAUGGAAACAUGUACACAUCCUCUGUAUACGGUUCCCUUGCUUCUGUUCUGGCACAGUACUCACCUCAACAGUUGGCCGGGAAGAGGAUUGGAGUGUUCUCUUACGGUUCUGGCUUGGCUGCCACACUCUACUCCCUUAAAGUCACACAAGAUGCCACACCAGGAUCUGCUCUUGACAAAAUAACAGCAAGUUUAUGUGACCUUAAGUCAAGGCUUGACUCAAGAACGUGUGUGGCACCAGACGUCUUUGCUGAAAACAUGAAGCUCAGAGAGGACACACAUCACUUAGCCAACUAUAUUCCCCAGUGUUCAAUAGAUUCACUCUUCGAAGGAACAUGGUAUCUAGUCAGAGUGGAUGAAAAGCACAGAAGAACUUACGCCCGGCGUCCCUCCACAAAUGACCACAGUUUGGAUGAAGGAGUGGGACUUGUGCAUUCAAACACAGCUACAGAGCAUAUUCCAAGCCCGGCUAAGAAAGUGCCAAGACUUCCUGCGACCUCGGGCGAACCUGAGUCGGCUGUCAUCAGUAACGGGGAGCACUGAGAGCCCGUGGCCUUCACAGAGGCUCGGGGCUGGGAUGGGGUAUGGAAACGGUUAGAGGAAUGGAUGUCUUGGGACAAUUUUACAGAUUACGUGUUGCUUAAAAAUGUAAUGUAACUGACACAGAGCCCAGAAAACUGUUGUGUUUUUGGAGAAGUCUCCGCUGAGCUCCUAACACACUUCCUGCUGUGGGCUGGCCAAUGGUGAAUGUACUGCGAUGGUGUUAAGGGCUCUGCAGAACGUCAUACCUCGCUGCAUGUUUACACGCAUGCGGGUUAGGCUUCAAACUCGGUCUGAACUGAGUGCUUCUGACUGCAAAGGCAGAGGUACUGCUGUCCAGUUUAAAAAAUUGUUUUUUUUUUUUUUAAUGUGUAAGAAUUUUUAUACUUAAAUAAAAAAAAGUACCUGUAGCUUUUGGGGGAAAAAAAAAACCUUUUUCUAGGUUGGGGAUUGUGGAAUUUAAAUGUUACACAUAAACUCUGCUUAAUGGCAAGGCAAACAUUUAUCUUUUUCGAAGAUUUAUAAAUCCUGAAGAGAAAAAAAGAGGGUAUGGUUCUAGGAUCUGGAUGAACCAUCAGUGAGAAAGGUUAGUCAUAAUCAAGUGAGCAGAAGGAUGCUGGCGUUGAGCAGGCCUCUGUCACAGCAACCAGGGCUCUGUGGGCACAGCUGAGGGAACUUUCUGGCCAGGUGCCCGUGACUGCUGCUCAGCUGCACUGAGAUGCAGUGGAGCUGCUGCACGGAAGCUUGCUGUGGUGCUGAGCGCCUUACCUGCGGGAUAAAGUGUAAAGUAGGAGGGAUGGGCAGGGCACUAUUAGGUUACAGUGUUACAGACCCAGGUUAUAGACUUGACAGCUCAAACUCACCAGACACCUUUUUCCCUUUGUGGUUUGUGUAUUUUUUGUGUUUUGUUUGUUUUUUUUAUAUUGUUCAAUUAAAAAUUAGAAAAUUUAACCUACGUUUUCACAUAGUCUGAUUAGCCAAAAGGAAUUUCACUUCAAGAUCUAGAAAUAGAAUUCAUAACAUUUUUUCCUAAACUUUGACUUUUAAAACAACGAAAAUUACCACAUGAGAUGAACAAGAAAAUUCAUUAGAAAGUUCUCUGGAUGAUUUUUGGUGCUGAACUGACAUGAGCCUCAUAGACUGUAAAACAGAGGUAGUUGAAACUAAUGUACAGAACUACAUUUUUUAAUUUUAUUUGCAUUUAAUUCUGUGAAGUUUCAGUUAUCUAAAAUAAACACAUAAACGUGUAAUGUUUCAGAUUGCAAGGUGAGAUGUAAUGUAGCAUUUGUAAGAUAUUCUUGUCAAUAUUAACUGGUAGGAUUUUGAUUUGUACAGUUUUAAUUGGUUAAAAUGAUCUCAUUUUAACAUCCACUGCUAUAGAUGAAUGAUGUAAGCUCAGAUUUAAUGAAUGGUGGGGAAAUGGUGCAUGUAAUUUUUUCGCAAGUAUCGAGAGUUCUGUAUGUUUUGAAAAGAAUAAUUUAACGUUUGGGUGCCAGGAAGGGGGCUUUCCCAGAGUCCAUUGCCAGGCGUGGGCAAGCCUCGCAAUGUUGGCACGGAGCGUUAACCACACCUUACUAAUAGCAAGGGGAAUAACUUUGAAAUAAAGUUUUAGACAAAUA